UUUCUCCUCAUCAUUCCUCUCUCUCCUCCUUUUCUUCCUUUCCCCUCUCUCUCUCUCACCCCGAAAUAUUCUCUCUUUAAAAACCCUUGAAUUCUUCCGCCAUUUCGAGAGACGAGAAUUUUCUCUCUUCCGUCUUCAUAUCUGAAGACAGAGAGAGAGAGAUAUCGAAUUUCUUCAAAGAUAAAUUCUUUGAAUUUGAUUCUUAUUUUUACGCUAAAAAUCGCAUUUUCUUCUUUUAUAUGGUAGGCUCUUGAUCAAAGAUUGCAUUUCGCGAUCCCGCAUUUGAUUUUCAUAGCUGGAGCCGGCUUUCUUUCGGAGAAUUAGGGUUUUGAUACGAUCGGUAAUAUAGAUUUAGGGUUUCGAUUUGGAGGUUAUGUGAGGUUUGAUGGUUGAUGGAUAUUUCUAGGGCUUGAAGGUUUUGUUUUGCGGGGAAAGAGAUGUGAGGGAAUUCUUGGUGGAUUGUUGAAGGAAUGAUAUUUGAUCUCCUUGGGGGAAAUUUCUGGUUGUGAUUGGAUUGUUUGGCGGAUUAUUGAAGAAAACAGCGGUUUUGUGGGGUUGUUGAUUGAUUGGGAUGAUCGGAUUUGAUGAAUCUGAGGUACUGCGGUGGUGUUUGAUCUGCCGUAAAAGAAAUUUGGGGUUUCUUUUAGGUAAGAGUUGGUGAUGAAUCGGUGACACGCAUUGGGUUUCGAGGAAAAAAAUUAGGGAUUCUCCUCUUUGUGAUUUGAUUGGACUGGGUUCGAUCAUGGAUCACGUCAUCGGAGGAAAGUUUAAGCUUGGAAGGAAGAUAGGGAGUGGAUCUUUUGGCGAGCUUUAUCUGGGUGUUAAUAUACAAAGUGGAGAGGAAGUUGCCAUUAAGCUGGAACCUGUGAAGACCAAGCAUCCUCAGCUUCACUACGAAUCGAAAUUGUACAUGCUUCUCCAAGGAGGGACUGGAAUUCCCCAUCUAAAAUGGUUUGGAGUGGAGGGUGAGUACAACGUCAUGGUCAUUGACCUUCUUGGGCCAAGCUUGGAAGACUUGUUCAACUACUGCAAUCGGAAGUUCACAUUGAAAACAGUGCUGAUGCUUGCAGAUCAGUUAAUUAAUCGAGUUGAAUAUAUGCACUCAAGGGGUUUUCUUCACCGCGAUAUAAAGCCAGACAACUUUCUCAUGGGUUUAGGGCGUAGAGCCAAUCAGGUAUAUAUCAUUGAUUAUGGCCUUGGAAAAAAAUAUAGGGAUCUUCAAACUCAUAAGCAUAUACCAUACAGGGAAAACAAGAAUCUCACUGGAACAGCUCGAUAUGCAAGUGUCAAUACUCACCUAGGAGUAGAACAAAGCAGAAGAGAUGAUCUGGAGUCUCUUGGUUACGUGCUUAUGUAUUUCUUAAGAGGAAGCCUUCCCUGGCAGGGUUUGAAGGCUGGCACUAAAAAGCAGAAGUAUGAUAAAAUCAGUGAAAAGAAGAUGCUAACUCCCGUUGAGGUGCUCUGCAAAUCUUAUCCAUCAGAAUUUAUAUCGUACUUCCACUAUUGCCGAUCCUUGCGGUUUGAUGACAAGCCGGAUUAUUCAUAUUUGAAGAGGCUUUUCCGUGAUCUCUUUAUUCGAGAAGGUUAUUCAUUCGACUAUGUAUUCGAUUGGACCAUAUUGAAGUACCCCCAGAUCAGCGGCAAUUCUAGAGCACGUCAGUCGAGUGGAAGAACAGGUGCACCUGCUGGUCCAUCUGCGGAAAGAACCUCAGUGGGACAAGAGAUCCGUGAUAGAUUCUCGGGUGCUGUCGAAGCAUUCACUAGAAGAAACAAUACAGGUUCCGGUCAUCAUGGUGAUCACUCCAGGAACAAGGCUUUGGAAGAUGCAGCCGCAUCUUCCAAGGAUGCGGGCGCUGAUUCAGGCCGUGGUUCCUCUCGGAAUGGAAGCGCGUCGAAAAGAGCCAUUGCCUCGAGCAGCCGGCCAAGCUCCUCUGGCGAGCCCAAUGAGCAUAUCAGCCGUACAAGCCGUCUGAUUUCAGGCAGCGGCCGCCCAUCCACUGCCCAAAGGAUCCAACCUGGGUUAGAGUCCAAGUCCUCCCAUACCCGUACUGCAUCUGCAAAAGUAGCCCGCGACGACCACCCCCUUAGAAGCUUUGAGCUCCUCUCGCUCGGCACAGAUAAGAAGAAGUGAGGGGAGAGAGAGAGAGAGAGAGAGAGAGAGAGAGAGAGAGAGGACUCAGUAAGAGCUAGCUGUCCGGUUGCUGUUGAUGGCCUUGUGGUGGGCCAUAUUUGUAUAUGAUGCACAAAUCCUAUUCUCUGGUAUUGUUCUCUUCACGGCUGAAGUUCCUAGUAUUAUACUCCUGACAGGAGGAAGGUGUCAGGUGUUUUAUGAGCAUUUCCAGUCUCCUUUUCUUCGGUGGCCUUCUGGCCAUUAUAAGGUGCUUCUGCCUAUAUGACUCAUUCAAGGAAGAAAAAGGAUUAGGAGAAAAAAGAAACGGAGGAAAAAAAAAAUCACUUGGGUGAGUUCUUAAAAUGUAUGGGACCUUUCCUAUUAAUAAAAUACACGUUCCAACUAUUCUCA
Magnolia sinica is the source of this 2521-nucleotide messenger RNA. RefSeq names its product casein kinase 1-like protein 10. Gene Ontology annotation, molecular function: protein serine/threonine kinase activity; ATP binding. Gene Ontology annotation, cellular component: cytoplasm; nucleus. The record is from RefSeq and is a predicted model, not a curated record. Lineage: Eukaryota; Viridiplantae; Streptophyta; Magnoliopsida; Magnoliales; Magnoliaceae. The transcript has 14 exons. Gene Ontology annotation, biological process: signal transduction; peptidyl-serine phosphorylation; endocytosis. Bases 743 to 2131 code for a protein of 462 amino acids.